CCCCCAUAGGCUCUGACGUCAAUGCACGUCAACCAGAGAACAUGAUGCCUCCUGCAAGUCAACUCGUGUACUCUAGCAAACAGAGCUGAAAUAUUAUAGCUCUAUUGUAUCGGAGGAGGGUGGCGUGACACAUCGCCGCACUCCCGAGCGCUCGCUUUCUCCUGGCAAGACUGGAGCGGACCAUCACCGAGCAAACUGGCCGCCCGACCGGGAUUUCUUCUUGGUCUAUUUUUGAUAGACACAUUUUAGCCUCUGCCGACCUCGUUAUCUCGAGGCUGAAGUGGCAGGUCUUUAUCUUCUUUGCAAACCAUAGUGUAUCACAAAAAGCAUGGUCAUGGCUGACUGUCACCAAAAGCCAGUGCUCCGGGGUCCGGUUAGGGUGGGCUUCUACGAUAUCGAGCGGACUCUCGGAAAGGGAAAUUUCGCUGUUGUGAAACUGGCGCGACAUCGUAUAACCAAGACAGAGGUGGCUAUAAAGAUCAUCGACAAGACUCAGCUGGAUGCUGUAAACCUGGAGAAGAUCUAUCGUGAAGUACAAAUCAUGAAAAUGCUGGACCAUCCGCACAUCAUUAAACUUUACCAGGUCAUGGAGACCAAGAACAUGCUAUACCUAGUGACGGAGUAUGCCAAGAACGGGGAAAUAUUUGAUUAUCUAGCCAAGCACGGACGGCUCAGUGAACAGGAGGCUCGACGAAAAUUCUGGCAAAUCUUGUCCGCUGUUGAGUACUGUCACAACCGUCACAUCGUCCACCGGGACCUGAAGGCGGAGAAUCUGCUGCUAGAUGGACACAUGAACAUCAAAAUUGCUGAUUUCGGUUUUGGAAACUUCUUUCAGCCUGGAAAGCCACUGUCGACGUGGUGCGGGAGUCCUCCGUACGCCGCUCCAGAAGUGUUCGAGGGCCAGCAGUAUGAAGGACCCCAGCUGGACAUCUGGAGCAUGGGGGUGGUCCUGUAUGUGCUGGUGUGCGGCGCUCUGCCCUUCGAUGGCCCCUCUCUUCCCGUUUUGCGGCAGCGCGUUCUGGAGGGUCGUUUCCGUAUUCCUUACUUCAUGACAGAAGACUGUGAGCAUCUGAUCAGGAGGAUGUUGGUGCUGGACCCCUCUAAGCGUCUGUCCAUAGCACAAAUAAAGGACCACAAGUGGAUGGUUUUGGAGGUGCCAGUGCAGAGACAGAUGUUAUAUCAGCAGACACCUGGAGGAGAGGCUAGGGUGGGAGAAUACAGUGAACAGGUGCUCAGGUUAAUGCACAGCCUGGGGAUCGACCAGCACAAGACUAUAGAGUCUCUUCAGAAUAAGAGUUACAAUCAUUUUGCUGCUAUCUACUACUUGCUGGUCGAGAGGUUAAAGGCGCACCGUUGCAGUUUUCCCGUAGAGACCAGACUCGACCCCCGCCAGAGACGACCCAGUACGAUUGCCGAGCAGACCGUCGUCAAGGCGAGCAGCGCUGCUCCUCAGGUGAGCCUCCUGCCACAGAACGUACGUCUACUGCGAUCCCCUGCGGUGCCUCAGCCCUCUGCGGAAUCCUUCACAUUCCCACAAUCCUCCUGUGCUGCUGAACACGGCUUCAUGGAGGAGGAAGUUGGAACUCCCAAAGUCAACGGCUGUAUGCUGGACCCCCUGCCUCCCGUAGCUGUUAGAAAAUCCAGCGUUCCCACCCACAGCAACAUGAUGGAGACAUCUAUAGAUGAGGGGAUCGAGACGGAGGAGUUGGACACUGAAGAUGACCCCGCCCACAUGUUCAAUGCCUAUCAGACGACGCGCUUCGGUCAGCGCAGACACACGCUGUCAGAGGUCACCAACCAGCCAGCAGUGCUAACCAGUGCAGGUAAACUGUUCGGCAUGGGUCAGAACCCCUCUCCAGGUAGCGUGGAUUCAGAGUAUGACAUGGGCUCCAUGCACAGUGACCUCAGUCUGCUGGAAGACACUACCUCUCUAAACGAGGUGGCAUUAGCAAACACACCAGUCACCCGCAUGCUUCCGCCCUUCAUCAGCGCUCGGCCAGCUAACCCCACCAUGCAGGCGCUGAGCGCCCAGAGGAGAGAGACGCACAACCGCUCUCCCAUCAGCUUCCGCGAGGGUCGUAGGGCAUCAGACACCUCACUCACACAAGGUUUGGUGGCCUUCAGGCAACACUUGCAAAAUCUGGCACGGACGAAAGGGAUCCUGGAGCUGAAUAAGGUGUACGAGCAGAUGGGCUCUGGAGAAAGCCCUUCCCUGGGACUGCUGAACCCUUACGUCCAUCCACAUGACUUACUGGACCCCACACUACAGGUUGAAAGAGGUCACCAGCAUGACAUGGCUCUGUGCUCAGGUGGAACACACCAUGCUCUGUUGUCAAGGAGACAGAGUCUGGAGCCGCAGUACCUCUCACACAGAAUACAGAACGCUACUCUGAUGGCCAACAGCCCCAGCAGUUGCCAGAUGUUCUGCAAAGAAACCCCUCGCAGUCUGGAGCAGCAACUGCAGGAACACAGGCUGCAACAGAAACGCCUUUAUCUUCAGAAGCAAUCCCAGAUGCAAUCUUACUUCAAUCAAAUGCACAUUGUGGAGGACCCUUACGCUCCUUGUGCAUCUCUGGGGCACCAGGAUUCUGGAGCUCCUCCUCAGCCACAGGGUUCAAUAGCAUCAGCACAUCAACAGCAGGCGCCCCCUCCGUAUGUGCAUGCACAGCCCCUUGGCCCUCUUAUGGAGCCCAAUCCGGAAGCCCUAGCGUACGAUCCCUACCUUGGCCAUUACUCUCAGAUGCAUCCGACGCCUCUGCCACAAGGCUUCUCCGCUCAACAACAAGAACCUCUGAACUACACCUACACCACGUGUGAACCCGGCCAAUCUCCAUCAGGGGAAGCACUCUACCAGGAGCAACAUGACUAUCCUCUUGAACCCGGUCAACCAGCUCCACCGGGGGAUUCGGAGGGCGCUCGGUACGAAGGGCUGCCAUUGGCCGACACCUUUUUGGACAGCGAAAUGAUGGAAACUGUAGACUCCCAGCACGGUUUUGUGUUGGUGAACUAAACCAAGACACUCGUUCAAAUAACCAGUAUUACCUUGAUGUGACUCACUACGGAUGAUUGGUAGAGAGGGAUUAAGUAACAGGGAGGGAUGGGGUUGUGGCGAACGUGAGCUGUAAUCUUUUUCGUUUAUGAAACUCCUCCCUACCUCCCUCCUCAUUCCCCAGUGGUCCCACCUGCUGCUCUCUUUUACAAUAGAGGGCCGUAUGGCAUGGCAUCGGUGCCAGCGCCGGGUCGGCUGUACCACAGGACCUCCGUGUGUGGGGGGGCUCAACUCCUCUUUCCGCCAGAGCCCGUCGCCUUUGAGCUGACCGCAGGAUAGGAGCCGCUCGCUACGCACCGUAUGUAGCACAAAGACAGCCUCGAUCUGCAAUACGGAGCCUGCUAUAGAGCACAAUUCAGUUUGAACCUGUUUUAUACCAAUUCUGAACAAAACUUUGGAAAGACUGCUUCUAGCUGUGCACACUUGACAAGUGCAAUGUUAGUUCAAACGUAUGGCAAUAUUGAAGCAAUAUACUGAAACAUGAAGCCAUAAAUAGGAACUGCACCAAAAAGGUUAGCAGCGGAUGUUUCUCAACACUUGUGGAUACAACUGUGAUUUUUCACUGGAUUUUCCCUUCAUGCUCAUUGAGAACCUCUUAAAAUAACAAUCUGUUCUGCUAGAACCACAACAGUGUUAUUUUGCCGGCUAAUAUUACAGAUCCUUAGCAUCGGCACACGUGGAGGGAUGAGUCACGACUCUCCAGAGUGAUGAUUAUCGGGGAGUGGUUUGGAUGGCAGGUGACCUCCAUAGUAGACUUUGUUAAUGUGGGCAUGCAUUUAUAUGUUUUAGAGCAUCUAAUUAUUAUCUCAUUGGUCACACGAAAUCAUCAGCGUUCAAAGAUUGCAAUAAUUGUACAUUUGUUAAGUCACAAGACACUGGAUUGCGGCCAAUCAAUCGCAUUACAAACUAGAGAUUUUAUAGCAACGCUUGAACUUGACAAUUACAAUCUGUGGCUGAACGCUGAUAUUAAAACUCUUCGGUACUUUGUAACUGAAUAAACGUUUUAAGGUUAUAAAGGCAGAUCAUAUACUGGAGUACUUUGUGAAGGAAGUGAAUGAAAAUGUAGUUGAGGAGACGGCAGAGGUGGGUGAGGUCAACCUGCUUUGCUAGUUUCGUCGACUAUGGCCGUGUUCACACUUGACUUCUUUUUUGAAGCAGCUAGCUGGUGUUUUACAUUAUAAUUGUAUUGAGUAAACCAUGUUUUCAAAAAAGUCCUGAGCGCUUUUUUAUACGCCAACGGCAGCGUCUUUGCUGCAGCUCAGAGCGUCUUUUAAGGUUGAAAAAAGUUCAACUUUUCUUAAAGAUGGCCUGCGCCAAGCACCUUUUUUCAGCUAACCAAUGACAGAGACCUGUCAUUUCCAUAUCAACAUUCAAGGAAAGUGAUUGGUCGAGAAGGCUCAAGCUCAAAAAAUUGAAUGGCGGCCGAAACGCCCGUAGUAGCAUAGUUUUGUAUAAAUGUAAGUUUAAUUUUCACUUUUAAUAACUUUUGAUUUCAUUUCUGGCGAGAAAUUAGUACUGUACUGUUUAAAUAGGUGAUUGGUUAUUGCAAAGACGCUCUUUGUUUAUAUUUCCAAUAGAAUUCUGUCACGCUGCCUAUGAAGCCUGUCUCUCUAAUCUGCCUUUGUGCACAAAUGCUAUCUUUCUUUCUUUUACUAAAAAAACGCCAUUGUCAACUUUUACUA
Molecule: messenger RNA, 4731 nt
Organism: Triplophysa dalaica
Lineage: Eukaryota; Metazoa; Chordata; Actinopteri; Cypriniformes; Nemacheilidae
Gene: sik2b
Product: salt-inducible kinase 2b
Exons: 15
Coding region: 329-3010 (893 amino acids)
Biological process (GO): microtubule cytoskeleton organization; intracellular signal transduction; protein phosphorylation
Cellular component (GO): cytoplasm
Molecular function (GO): protein serine/threonine kinase activity; ATP binding; tau-protein kinase activity
Source: RefSeq, a predicted model, not a curated record